This is a messenger RNA of Ruditapes philippinarum (Manila clam), 3041 nucleotides long. RefSeq lists its product as uncharacterized. The record is from RefSeq and is a predicted model, not a curated record. The coding region runs from base 1 to 810 and encodes 269 amino acids. The transcript is spliced from 5 exons. NCBI's taxonomy places the organism in Eukaryota, Metazoa, Mollusca, Bivalvia, Venerida, Veneridae.
AUGCAUUGUCCGUCACCUUUAAGUGUUACUGCUAAGAUGUUUGUUAUAACUUUAGACAAUCACUGUGGAACCGUCUCUCUUAGAACCGAAAAGGUGGUUGAGAAUGGGAACGUGGAAAUUGAGUAUUGUCCAAGUUUUGCAAUGCUUAACCGUGAUAGACUCGAACGUAAAUGGAUACGUUUCGACGGAAGGUUUGGCGAAACAUUAACAUUGAAUGGAGGUAGUUACGAAGAGAAAAUGGAACAACAUAACAAAUAUAUCUUGAUAAUAUACAGGUUCAAUGUUUCUAUGAAAGGACAAUAUAGGGUUUAUUGUGGUUCUCCUGUAGACAUGUACACAGAUCCUGUUACCGUGAACUUACCAGAACCACCAAGUGUACUUGUAAUAGUUGGAUUACGAGACAUAGAAAAUUGCAAGGACUGUAUUGUUGGUGAGGAUAAUGAGAUGUUCAAACUUGUAUGUGAGAUACACGGUGGUUCCCGUCCCCUAACCGUUACCAUGACAAUAGGAAAUGAAUCAUAUACACCUCUAGAAUGGAAUUUAACAACCUAUAUGGUACUUUUCACUGUUAGGGACCACCAUCACAUGACAAAUGUGUUAUUUUCAGUCAUGAACGAUGCAUUGUCGUCACCUUUAAAUGUUUCUGCUAAGAUGUUUGUUAUAAUUAACCCAGAUGAUAGAGAGACGGGCGAUAAUAUGAGUACAACAGCACACCCAGAUGGUAGAGAGACAGGCAAUUAUAUGAGUACAACAGGUAAAACUGUCCUGUCCAUGUGGGUUAUGUUAUACGUUCAAGGAUUGUCCUUUUAGUUCGUAUAUCAGCGAAAUUAUAAUAUUAUAAAGCAUUAUUGUUUAUUUGAGAAAAUUAUUUGUAUUAAAAAUCGAAAUAUCUAACCACACGGCAAAUUAUUUGUAAAAUACGACAUGAAUAUUUUUAAUUCAUAUUUUAACAAUCGAAAUUUUGCAAACCGGCGCAGGUAAAAGAUCGGAAGUUUGACUUCAAUAGUGUACAAUCAAUAAAAUGCUUCCAACUACCAUGAUUUCCGCGAAUUACUCAAAGGUGUUUUUAAAUCUUUGACAUCACUCACAACUUUGCUCUUACAGCGCACUUCGCUCAACUAACUUCACUAGUUGCAAGGAUAAAGUAGUAAAAAAUAACCACCUUUAUCAAAGGGUAAAAUGAUAUAUGAAGCUACUUACAAUAUAUUUGCAACUGUGUUCAUAUUCGAAUUAUAAUAAGUUACAAAAUUGAAUGAACGAAAACAAAAUGUAUUCUCGGGUGCUUGAAAUAGUCGCUAAACUUUCAAAAAAUAUGCAAUUAUAUAGAAAUAGGCGAUUUACAAAUCCUGAGACGGAUAUUCAAAGUAAGCAUGUCCGAUUUCCCGCUGUUACCCAGAUUCGCUCAUUCUUUACUAUAAGAAGCGUGGUACACAUGAGGUAUAUCCGGGUCAGGAUAUGUAUACAUGUAAUGUCGGGAAAUAUAAGAAGUCAGUGCUAAUAACUUCUGAAAGUGCCUACCUACAUACGUUUUGGGCUAAAUUUGGACUGGUAAGCGAUAGUAUUAUAGCUGCAUUUUCUGUUUCAACUGUUUGCAUGCACUGACAUUAAUUUCUUUUAUUAAGAAAAAGAUCGAUUUAUGUUCAAAAUCGUCUUCUUACGGCUCGGUCAAGCGAUGUCCUACCUAGACAAAAAGUGCAUUUCGCUUUAAAAUCGUACCAACUAGCAUAUUAUUAUUUCUCGAAAGAAAAGCAUUUCUGAGUAGAUUGCACAUUUGUUGGUGAAAAUUGGUUGACAAUUAACAAAGAUCAGGGACGUUAAAUAAGGCCUAAUGGUAGUUUCGCUGGCGAACAUUUCUACCUUUACUAUAUUCAUAGUAUAUAUGGAUGAAUUUUUUAAAAAGAAACUUUUCUUUGCUGUUUUGAAAACGAUAUAUUUUUUUUAAAAAAAUGAGUGAAAAAAGAAUGAUUAGUGAACAUUUCUUUUAAUUAGUGGACGUGGUCAUGAACAUGUAUACUAUACAAGGCACGCACGAACUGCUUUUGGUCAAACUAUUUGUCACUUCACAAAGUCAAUAAACAUUUAUGAGAUUGUUAUAUGUAAAAGUUACUUCAAAAAAGAGUUUCAUCAUUUUGCGUGAUAAACUAUGUCAGGGUACAAAAACGUCCCGGUUAAAUGACAUUGUAAACUAGCUGAAAAUAAACAACCGGUUACGUGUCAAUCUGGUUGGCACUUUCCGCAUUGUCACUUAUUCAAAGGCAGUACACAAUGCAAAUUGUACUAUAUUAUGUAACUUAAAGGUUAAUAUUUAACACUAAUGAUAUAUUUUUGUGCAUGCGUUUUGUUUUGUUUUGUCUUUCUUUUUUUCAUUGAAUUAAUAUUCCCUCAUCAUAGAUUCGUAUAUAUGUUAUACAUACAAUUAACGUUUUAAGUACUUAUUGCUUCAAGCCGCCCCAAAAUAACUGUUUUCUGGAUUACAUAACUUGAAAUAAAGUCUGUUAAAGCCUUUAAAUAAGAUAAAUUGUAGACAUUGUUAUUGCGUUUAUGCCCUACGCAGAAUGUGCAUGCGCAAAAUGCAGCAUUCGCUACAAUAGAAAAAUUGUAUUGUUAAAAAGUCAAGAGAAUAACGCUAACAUUAAGCGCGUCUUGACGCUAUAUUUGUAUUUUGCAAAUAAAGUCAUGUCAAAUUAUAUGCACGACUGUGCAAUAUCAUCUUAAUGGCAUCGCAAAAGCGGCACGGAUAUGUGAUAAAAAUGAAGAAUAAGUUUACGUUCUGCGCAUAGAAUAUUGACAGACUUUCUAAAUGAGUGAACAGUCCAGGUGAUGUAAUACCUGAGCCAAUGAAUGAUGACGGAAUGAAUAAUAGCACCAAUGGUUUUAUAGCAUGCUUGUCGAGCUAUCAAGUUGAGUUCGAAAUAACGUCUCGUGCUACCUCAUUAUUGCAAACUUCGAUACGAGGGAUGUUGUACGUUUUUAUUAUGCUUCAUGUAAAGACUCAGUUAAACCGAGUCUGCAAUUUUCAUGUAAUUUCAUUUUGACUAGUG